CACUCUGUUUCUGAGAUUCCUGUGGACUCAGCUACCGCCACUUCGGAAGACCCCGAGCCUCAGCGUCCGGUGGCUCUGUGAAAGGUCUGGGUCAGGCACAUGGCACCAGACACAUGCUGCUGCUCUGGUGUGGCCCUGAGGAGGAGGCUACCAUUCCUGGCCUGGCUGCCUGAAUACUCUCUGCAGUGGCUGAGGCUGGACUUCAUCGCUGGACUCUCUGUGGGACUCACCGUCAUCCCCCAGGCCCUGGCCUAUGCAGAAGUGGCUGGACUCCCACCCCAGUACGGCCUCUACUCCGCCUUCAUGGGAUGCUUCGUGUAUUUCUUCCUGGGCACCUCCCGGGACGUGACUCUGGGCCCCACCGCUAUCAUGUCUCUUCUGGUGUCCUUCUACACCUUCCGCCAGCCUGCCUAUGCCGUGCUGCUUGCCUUCCUGUCUGGGUGUCUCCAGCUGGCCAUGGGGCUCCUGCAUUUGGGGUUCCUGCUGGAUUUCAUCUCCUGCCCUGUCAUUAAAGGCUUCACCUCCGCUGCCAGCAUCACAAUUGGCUUUGGACAGAUCAAGAACCUGCUGGGAUUGCAGAAAAUCCCCCGGCAGUUCUUCCUCCAGGUGUACCACACCUUCCUCCACAUCGGAGAGACCAGGGUGGGCGACGCCGUCCUGGGACUGGCCUCCAUGGUGCUGCUGCUUGUGCUGAAGUUUAUGCGGGAACACAUGCCUCCUCCACAUCCGGAGAUGCCCCUUGCCGUGAGGUUCAGCCGUGGACUGGUGUGGACUGUCACAACAGCUCGCAACGCCUUGGUGGUCACCUUUGCGGCUCUGAUCGCUUAUGCCUUUGAGGUGACAGGAUCCCAUCCCUUUGUUCUGACUGGAAAGAUCGCCGAGGGGCUCCCUCCAGUGCGGAUCCCACCCUUCUCAGUGACCACGGACAAUAAGACCGUCUCGUUCUCUGAGAUGGUGCAGGACAUGGGGGCCGGACUGGCGGUGGUGCCUCUGAUGGGCCUCCUGGAGAGCAUUGCCGUGGCCAAAUCCUUCGCAUCCCAGAAUAACUAUCGCAUUGAUGCCAACCAGGAACUGCUGGCCAUCGGCCUCACCAAUCUGCUGGGCUCCCUUGUCUCCUCUUACCCAGUCACUGGCAGCUUUGGGCGGACAGCUGUGAAUGCCCAGACAGGGGUGUGUACCCCGGCAGGAGGCCUGGUGACUGGUGUCCUGGUGCUGCUAUCCCUGAACUACUUGACCUCACUCUUCUACUAUAUCCCCAAGUCUGCCCUGGCGGCCGUGAUCAUCACGGCUGUGGCCCCGCUCUUUGACAUCAAGAUCUUCAGGAGGCUCUGGCGCGUUCAGAGGCUGGAUCUGCUACCACUCUGCGUGACGUUCCUGCUGUCCUUCUGGGAGAUCCAGUACGGUAUCCUGGCCGGAACCCUGGUGUCUUUGCUCAUUCUCCUGCACUCAGUAGCUAGGCCCAAGACCCAGGUGUCAGAGGGACAAAUUUUUGUUCUCCAGCCGGCCAGCGGCCUGCACUUCCCUGCAGUUGAUGCCCUCCGAGAGGCAAUAACGAACCGGGCACUGGAAGCAUCCCCACCACGUUCUGCGGUUCUGGAGUGCACGCAUAUCAGCAGUGUAGACUACACCGUGAUCGUGGUACUCGGUGAGCUCCUGGAGGACUUCCAGAAGAAAGGAGUCACCCUGGCCUUUGUUGGCCUACAGGUGCCCGUGCUCCGCACACUGUUGGCCGCUGACCUCAAGGGGUUCCGGUACUUCACCACUCUGGAGGAGGCUGAAAAAUUCCUGCAGCAGGAACCAGGGACUGAGCCCUACAGCAUCCAUGAAGACUCUGUCCCAGAGCACAGGGGUCCCCUGCUCAAGUCUCCCUCUGGCCCCUGAAGGGCAGCUGAUAUAGGAAGGGUUUCUGGAAGGUUCUGUCACCAUGACUCGGAGUCACCUGAUACACUCACCAACCUGGCGGCGGGACUGAAAGGGCACUGCAUAGGUGGCUCUGGGGAACAGCAGAGAGCCAUGUGUGAUUUCCAAGGUGUCACUUCCCUGCUGUGCCCUAAGUGUGAAUAUUUGAGGGCUGGGCUAGCUCCACAGUCUUCCAGAGAGAGAGAGAGAGAGAGAGAGAGAGA
Molecule: messenger RNA, 2123 nt
Organism: Mus pahari (shrew mouse)
Lineage: Eukaryota; Metazoa; Chordata; Mammalia; Rodentia; Muridae
Gene: Slc26a11
Product: solute carrier family 26 member 11
Exons: 17
Coding region: 100-1881 (593 amino acids)
Biological process (GO): transmembrane transport
Cellular component (GO): membrane
Molecular function (GO): secondary active sulfate transmembrane transporter activity
Source: RefSeq, a predicted model, not a curated record